CCGCGGAGUCAGAAACCCACGCCCGUGUCGUCACGACGCGAGCUUGGAGCAGGGCGUGACACGCGGCGGCAGCUGAGGCGGGGACCUCACGGAUCGACCCCCGAGGACACAUGCCGUGAAUCUUGCCACGCAGGUGCAGCAAUGGAAGCUGGAGCCCCAUGGGCGGACCCCACGGGCAUUGGCUGGAACAUCCUGCCGAAACCAUGUGGGCUCUAGACAUCUUUGCACGAGCCGCGCACUCUCCGAGGUGCGGUGUUUCACCCUUCUCCUCCUCGUCUCCUCUGCUCCGAGAGCCGACAGCGGCCAUGACAGCUCGGCGGUUGCGGCGGUUGCAGCAGCUGCUGGCUGGCGUGGAAACCAAGAACACCUUCUUGGCUUGCGAGUCGCCUUGGGUCGACCCCGCGUCCCUGGACGAGCGCCCCGACUCGGACCCGACCUCGUCGUCGACCUCCAGCGAGCUGGGCCCGUCGAGCGGCGCCGGCCCGAACGACGCGGACGCGGCAUGCGGCGCUGCAAGCGAGGAGGAGCUGCUCGGGAGGAGGCGCCAGCUGGUCGAGUGGGCACGCGAGCACCGGGGAGCGCACCGCGUGGCGGCCGAGCCCGAGCUGGACGCGGCGACGGACAGGGGCGCCUCGGAGGAGCCCGCGCCCGCUCCCUCCAGGGCCCAGCAGCGGCGCCUGCAGCGGAGCACCGUCGGGCAGGGGUACGCGACGGCCCUGGCCUCCUCGGGGGGUGACGCGGCAGGCAGGCAGAGGGCCGCCGCGUCGAAUGGCGCCACCAAGAUCUCCCUGUGACCGGCCGCCUCGCAGGCCCCUCGCGCAGCAGCGCUGGUGUGGCGCACUGUAGACAGAUGGAGUCUUUCCGUGCCGGGCUGCCUGAGUGCAGACCGCCGGGUGGCUUACCGUCUUCUUGAGCGCUGCGCAGUAGAAGCAGGGGGAUCAUGUCAGUUCGCAGGGCAGUGCGUGUUCGCACAGUUUUUCGUCUCUUUGCUGGCUUCUUGGCGCCAGCCGACCUCCUCACGACUCAUGGCUCCGCGUUCGAGGGGGGAAUUGAGGGCCUGGGAGAGUUUGUUCUGCUCCAAGCAGAUGUCUUGGGCUUAGAGUUGUUUUCCCUGCGUGGCAAUGUAUAAAGAAGCUUGACUGGCAGGAGUCCACGCCCAUACAUUUCUCCUUGUGCACCCAGCGCAAGAUGGAACGUGGUGAGACUCAUGCGCAUGUGAAUAAGCGCAGGGACAUGCUCAGGAGAAACAUCUUCCUCAGGACGGCGAUUGUUUGGGUAUGCACGCUCAGCCAGCAUCAGCCAGCAAUUGAGCAGUACGCGUGUCACAAACACGUCGACCAUCACGUUCACCCCACGCAUCUCACCCA
This is a messenger RNA of Prorocentrum cordatum, 1367 nucleotides long. NCBI's taxonomy places the organism in Eukaryota, Dinophyceae, Prorocentrales, Prorocentraceae. The record is from the annotation of a GenBank genome assembly.